AGUUCAUUGAUUACUUCUUCAACUAGUACUAAUAGAAAUUUAAUCCCGCUUUCCCGCUUUUAUAUCUCUACAAUGAAGUCUAUUGGCACUAAACAAGUUCUCAGAAUCGAUCCUUCAAUAAAAAGAACUUUAUGCAAAAAAUGUGAAUCAGUACUCUUACCGGGUCUUACUUCGCGUAUCCGAAUUAAACCUAAACCGGAACCACAACUCCAAGUGAUGUGCACACAAUGCGGUACCGCACGCGGAUAUCCUAUCAGGAAAGGGUAUCAAUUAUUUUCAGAAAAAUCUGAAAAUAUUUAUAGUGGUGAAAACGUACGACAAUAG
This is a messenger RNA of Racocetra persica, 324 nucleotides long. NCBI's taxonomy places the organism in Eukaryota, Fungi, Glomeromycota, Glomeromycetes, Diversisporales, Gigasporaceae. The record is from the annotation of a GenBank genome assembly.